This is a messenger RNA of Daldinia vernicosa, 1041 nucleotides long. RefSeq lists its product as uncharacterized. The record is from RefSeq and is a predicted model, not a curated record. The transcript has 3 exons. Lineage: Eukaryota; Fungi; Ascomycota; Sordariomycetes; Xylariales; Hypoxylaceae. Gene Ontology annotation, molecular function: catalytic activity. The coding region runs from base 354 to 926 and encodes 190 amino acids.
UAAUCGCAUGAAUUCUGGAAGGAAUCUGCGCGUGCUACAUAGAAGCCAAGUCUGAAAGUCGAAAAUUAGUCCCUCGCAGAUGUCCGUAGCGGUCCCACAACCCGCUACCUAUUGCUAUCCUGGUUCUAGUGUAGAUCGUGAACCCGGUCGCUGAUAAAAUACCAAAUAUUCCUUGGCGCUCCGCGAUCCUGUCCCUGGUCUUUAAGCCAUCAAGCGUCUUCUCCAACGUAGCAUCAGAAGCAUAUAUACUGAAGGAGUACAUCUUAAAUAAGUUUUUGUUGCUGGAAUAUGUUUCGUUUUAUAGGUCUGAUACAGCGGUCAGAAAUUCUUUAACUACCCCCUAUAUAUCCGAGAUGAGUAGCAGUAUUCGAAGCUCGAUCCUUAAGCAUUGGAGAAAUAGUAGUAUCUCUCUUGGUCGCAGCGGAAGUAAGAAGGAAAAAGGCGAGGAUAAAACUGCAAAGAGACAGUCCACCCAUGUCGUUGUCACCCCUCUCAGCACGACCGAGUCUCCCGAAUCACUAGCAGAAGUAAUGGACACCGAAGUCCACGAGAAGCGAAUAGAUACUAGUGCAACGACAAUGAGUGAGGCAACACUCCCGUCAAAGGGCAUUAGCCUCCACAUAACAGUACACAUUGCACCCGAGAACGUCGAGAGGUUUUUGGUUGCAUUCAAGGCUAUCUUCGACAGCGUGGCCGCCGAGCCCGAAUGUCUUUUCUUCGAAGUUUAUAAAUCCGUAGAAGAGCCUGGGAAGUUAAGCUGGAUCGAAAACUGGUCAAAGGAUAUACAAUGGUUCCUAGAGCACCAAAUAACCAAGCCGUACUACAAGGAGUACCUGGAGUUUACCGAGCCCAUGUUUAUUAAGCCACGGGAAGCUCGCAUCUUGGAACCCCUAGGUCCCGAAUUCUCUAUGGUUAAGGGGGGCUGAUGGGGGCUUUGAUAUUAGUUCAGUUGUAGUUUGACCACGACGAUAAUUCACGCCGAUGAUGCCAUACCAUAUUUAAUACCCGCAUCUGAAGAUAGAAAUUCUUAAUCACUCUGGG